Spodoptera exigua (beet armyworm) is the source of this 2021-nucleotide messenger RNA. NCBI's taxonomy places the organism in Eukaryota, Metazoa, Arthropoda, Insecta, Lepidoptera, Noctuidae. The record is from the annotation of a GenBank genome assembly.
AUGCCUACGUUACUAGCAAUUGUAACAGAGUAUUGUAAUGAUCAGCAAUAUAAGAAAAACUUAAGUUUAACGUUAAAUGAACCUGUUUUUAUAUUAUUCAACUUAAUCAAAAUAGCCAUGCCGCAGAUAUUCCAAGUUUUGAGAUGCUACAAAUGUUUCGUGUUUCAGGUACACCAAACCAAAAAGUCUAAUAAAUGGGAAUGUAAACUUUGUGGCGAAAAGCAGUCUAUAAAAAGGCAUUAUGGUAUAGGAACUGCUAAAGACUGUAGACUACAUGUCCAAAAAUUAAAUACCAUGAGAGGAGAGAUGGUUAAUAAGGAACCCUCAGAAGAUCAAGAUAGCUAUAGUGAUGGUGAAGAUGCAUUAGAAACAGGACAUAAUUGCAGUUCAACAUCAACACAAAGCAUUUGCAAACCCAUAACAAGUAGCAAAUGGUCAAACUAUUUGGAUGAACCAGAAAUUAUUGAAGAACCCCCUAAUGACAGUAUGAACCUGGGUGACGCUAAAGUGGUUUUAGAAAUCCCCAAAAAGCCAAGGAAAGCAGUCAAAAGAAAUAACACUUAUAAUAAAGAUUAUGAGAAUCUUAAGAAAUCAAGUCCACCUCCCAAAAUUGUACCAUUAUCUAGCAGUAGCACUGAAUUAAACACACUGCCGCUUACUUCUAAUUCAGAAAAUUUAAUUUCUCAAAUGGAUUCCAAAAGUAAUAUUAAGCCUAAUACAAAGAAGAAGUUUAUUCCACCUGUAGUCAAUAAAAAUUCUAAGUGGGCUCAAUUUACUGAGAACACUGAAGAAUGUGCAGACACAGAUUAUACAAAUACUUCACAGAAUCUGGAGCUGUCUCAAAACAAUGCCAUGUUCUCAUUAUGUGACGAUUCGGACCUAGAUAAUUUAUUGAACAUUUAAGAAAUUAUUAUAUUUUGUAGGAUGAAAGUUAAAGUAAUAAAGGACAUUGAUUUUCUAAUAAUUUUAUUAUUACAACCAAUACACAUUAUCAUCACAAUGGCAACAGUUUAAUAUCACUUUUAUUAAUGUCUACUAGAUAAAUAGCGAGUACUACAGGCAUACAUUGUAACUUCUACAACAAACUUCAAUGAUAAAAUCCCACAGACCGGGAUCAUUCCAUACACAAAGUCAGUAAAUAUCUUGCUAAUCUUUCACAAGAAAACAGUACCAUCACAAAUAUGAAAUACUCAUGGUAUGGUCACUGCUUGAAGCUAAGUUUAACAAUAAUGUUACAUUGAUAAUAUGUAAUUGCUGAAUAUGAGUUAAAGCUAAAUGUACACAGACUCUUAAAAAGACAGACCUUAUCCAGUUUAUUGUACACUAACUUGCAAAAACAUCAUUCUUAUUGCUAUUUGUUCAUAGGUUUGUAAAAACUUAAAUACAUUAUAGUGGUCUAACUGUAAAACAUUUUGAUUGUGUUAGGCAGUGAAAUAUUUCAGAAAAAAAUGUGUUUAUAGAAUAUUGGGACUAAGUUUUGAAUAAAAAUAUUCAUAACAAUAAUUUUGAGACAGAAAACAGCCACAUACUAGUACAAUAGAAUACAUAGUUAUAGGAAGCCCUACUGCUUUUCGAUGUGUAAGAAUAUCCUAGAAUAAAUACCAUAUACCUAAUAUAUGAUGUAUAGUCACUUAGAAAUAUAUGAAAUCAGACUGUUUAAAUCUUUACAUUUUGUGAUUUUGAUGUGUGUGUAGAUAAAUAAUCUCCAUAACUCGUAUUUUGCUUACAUCUAUUACAAUAUUUUUCAAAGAGUUGAUAGCUUUAUUCACAGAAGAAAACUGAGAAAAGUCGUCUCGACAACCUACUGUUUCCGUCCUUAAAUUAAUAUCAAACUAUCGUUAUUGCUCCCGCCCCGUGCUGCCUGCCAAAGUUCUCUUUAGAAAAAAGCAGCUCGUGUCUGCUCUUCACAAUAUUUUCCAAAGAAUAUAUUAGCGCUAGACUAGUAUGGCGCCAUGUGCCUGCGUCUGUGUAGUUCUCUCGCUCGUGCGUAUCUUCGACCGUAUGUCCAUCGCCAAGCCCUG